GUAGUAGUGUAUGCAAGAGAAGCAAUACAUUCACUGUGUACAUAUACACAACACAGAGGUAGUGCCGGCACCCAACCUUAAAACAAAUAUAAAUAAAACGUCAUGCGCAUCCGAGAUUGGACUACCGCAUGCCUCUAUAUCUCGGGAGUGGUCUGCGUGCAUGCAACAGCGGCAGAUGCAUCGGAAGGGUUUCAGUAUGAACGUCACUUCUCGACUAAGACGCCCUACUUCUACAACGGCUUUGAUAGCGAGCGAUACCUCAACCAGUGCAAAGACAUACACCUGCAAGGCGUAGUCAGGCACGGCGCACGCAAUCCUGGCCCAAAAGAUGUCGAACUGAUGAGCUCACUACAGGAGUUAGUAGAAGCCAAUAUCAACCGAAUUUCUACUAAAUCGGAACUCGAAUGGAUGAAGAGCUGGAAAAGCAGUUACCUACCAGAGGACAUACACUUACUCACAGAUGUGGGCGAGAAAGAACUGCAUAUUAUUCCUAACAGCAAAAGACGCUCAACGCGAAAUACACCAGUCAAGACAGUAAGCAAGCACUUUGUCGAGCCCAAGAAAAGUAGACCUCAAUCCACAGUCAAUCCCGAAGACUUCUUUGGUAGCAAACCCGUUGAACGAGGUAGCAAGGUCAAAUCUGCACACAAAUCGGCCCAGAAAGGAGGAAAGUCCAAAACCGAUUCAACCAAAGCGGAAUUCGAUUCCGAAAAGGCUAAAGUAGAAGCCGAGAUGAUAGAUCUAGAUGGCGAUGAUGAUGCUGAGGUUAUUGCCCCCAAACGCAAGCGCGCGAAGUCGCCCACACCACCAGUAUCUGUUGCACCUGCCCCCGCUAAGAGGGCCAAGAAAGCGGGUGCACUUGCGGGGAAGACGUAUGUGAUCACUGGGAAGAUGAACACAUUCAGCAGCACCAGUGAUAUACGGGAUCUUGUUGAGGAGAAGGACGGGCGGUUGCUUGCAGAUACGAUGGACAACUUUGCUGUGGCACGGUACUGUGUGGUGGGUACAGACCCGGAUACAGCGAUGGUGAAGGUGGCGGAGGAGGCGCAGGUGGAAGUGAUCGACGAGUUUGUGCUGUGCAAGCAACUGGCUAUGCCGUCGCAGGCGAACAAGGCCAGGCGCAUGGUCAAGGAACACAACAAAGAGCGGGAGAAGGCGGAGAAGGCGUCGCGCAAGAUGAAGGUCGACAAGCCUGCCAAGCCGGCUGCGGUGGAUACGAUGGAUGUGGACGAACCAGAGCCCCCGAAGAAGAGUGGGUACCAGGUAAUGAUGGCCAGGGAGCCACCGAAUGCUCUAGGGUCCCGGGCUAUUCCAGCACUGAAGACCGGCUGUUUCAGUGGGUUGACGUUCUGCUUCUCUGGAGUUCUGGACACAAUUUCAAAACUCGAUUAUACCGAACUGGUUACUAGCCACGGGGGCAGAGUCACUGGCAGUGUUAGCGGCAAGACCUCGUAUCUGGUGAGCGGCAGAGAUGGUGGCGAGACAAAAGUCGCCAAAGCUAAGGAGGUUGGAUGCAAGGUAAUUGAUGAGGAUGGGUUCUAUGCACUAUUAGAUACACACAUGAGUAAAGAUCAAAGCAACGCAAAACCCGCACACGUGCUCACAGAGGAGGAGAAUGAGGCCAAGGCUGCGAGCAAACAGUCUCACUUCCGAGCCAUGAUGAACAGGGAGGGCCCCAAAGCAUUGGGCACUAGAGACAUUCCCACGUGCAAGGACAUGUGCUUUGUCGAUACGACCUUUGUAUUCUCCGGUAUCAUGGAUACCAUAUCCAGCGAUGAUGCGAAGGAGCUGGUGAAGCAGUACGGGGGAAGGUAA
This is a messenger RNA of Sphaeroforma arctica JP610, 1815 nucleotides long. RefSeq lists its product as hypothetical. NCBI's taxonomy places the organism in Eukaryota, Ichthyosporea, Ichthyophonida. The coding region runs from base 103 to 1815 and encodes 570 amino acids. The record is from RefSeq and is a predicted model, not a curated record. The transcript is spliced from 8 exons.